AGAGGGGGCGGGGCCGGGUGAGGGGCGGAGCUAAGUGUGAUGGAGGACUCAGACGGGGAGGCGCCCGACCCCCCCUACGCCCGCGCCCGCCACAAGCUGGAGACGCUGCUGAACCGCAACAUGCGGAUCCGCAUGACGGACGGACGGACGCUCGUCGGCUGCUUCCUCUGCACCGACCGCGACUGCAACGUCAUCCUGGGCUCCGCGCAGGAGUUCCUCAAAGCCAGCGACUCCUUGGCGGCCAGUGAGCCGCGCGUGCUGGGCCUGGCCAUGGUGCCCGGGCACCACAUCGUCUCCAUCGAGGUGGAGCUGGAGAACCUGGGCAGCCCCCAGUACCUGUGAGAGGCGCCCGGCGGAGAGACCUGCCCCCCCACCCCCCCGCGCCCGCUGACCUGCCGGGGGGGCGCAGCCGGGCACCGGGGCUGGCGUGUGGGCCCCGCUCUGCACAUUAAAUUCCUGGGGAACCCACAGCA
Molecule: messenger RNA, 473 nt
Organism: Gopherus evgoodei (Goodes thornscrub tortoise)
Lineage: Eukaryota; Metazoa; Chordata; Testudines; Testudinidae
Gene: NAA38
Product: N(alpha)-acetyltransferase 38, NatC auxiliary subunit
Exons: 3
Coding region: 40-342 (100 amino acids)
Cellular component (GO): NatC complex
Molecular function (GO): RNA binding
Source: RefSeq, a predicted model, not a curated record